ACUCGUCAUCGGCAGUCGGAGUAAAACGGGCAAGAGAUAAAGUAGAGUGAACGGAGCCAUCGCAACCCUUACGGUUUACAAAGAAGGAAUUUUAUUUUUCAUACGCGGCGCAAAUUGGGCAUUUGUAACGAGGAAGUGAAGACUAGCUAAUCGAGAUGACGCGGAUACGGCACAAUAUAGGUCUGCUGGGUUUGGUUUUAAUGUGUCUCACGCUACUGGUGCUGACCGAAGGUGCCAGCAUUCGACAUAAACGAUUACCGGGGAAGUAUCCAUGGUCUAGUUACCGAUGGAUGGGUUCAGACAGAUCACCAAGGAUGGAUGAUGAAGAGUGGGUUGCAAGUGGCCCAAGAUUGCCAAGACGUCCAGAAGUACCAAGACCAGAUCAGGUGGGUGGGCCAAUCACGACAAGGGCCAGUCCAGAUGUCGUCAACCCACAGGCCGACGAAAUGGACCAGAACCCAUUUUUCUCAGAUUGGUAGUUCUGACCGGAAGUGACCUCAAGUCCACAGUCGUCCACUGCAGACUGCCGGGAAGUUCAUAUCAGAAGAUAAAUACUGGGUACAUGCUCCUCGCAUGGACAGGAUUGUUUAUGUUUAUCACUUGGUUUGGGGCAUUGUUGCGCCUUGAUGACGUCAGAGGAGACUAUUAUAAUAUGCAAAAUAGCUAUGACGCAACGACCUCUCAGACGCUGACUUUGAUUUUGUUCCGGCCGAUUAUUUUGUUUACAUCGAUCAGUUGUUAUAUUGUACGGGCCAGGUUCCCAUGGUUCUUGUUUUUUUCGCUUCUAAUAUUUUAAAUCACACUUCUACUUCGCAGUAGGUGAUUUUUCAAAACUGCUAGUAUUAUGUAUCAUGGGAUGUCAAAAAUAAGUGUCCCUAUUUUGACAUUUAAAAAAGAAUGUUAACAUGUUCUUUUAUCUUUUCAAACACACUUGCAUAGAUUUAAAGCUUAGGUGUUUUUUUAUAUCAUAGUUCGUUGUUAACUGCUCAUAAGACAAUGCAGUUUGAUAUAAACGAAUGGGCUAUUUCGCUCCACACCAAACAUUGAAAACUUAUGAAUUAAUUUGAGGGGUAAGAAAAUAUUUGUAUGGUGUUGAACCACGAUAAACAUCUAUCUUCUCUUUAUUGUUUAAAUGAAAAAUCGUAAUUUUGCGAUUUCAAAAUGAACCGACAGAAUAAAAACGUCACUGAGCUUUGAUAACAUGUUCAAGAUAUUUCUCGAAUGCUUCUAACAAGAGUUUCAAAAUAGGGACAUCCUAUUGCGACACCCCGAACGUGGAUUUGAAAACAGGACUAACAAAAACGUUUUUAUUGAACUAAUCGACCACCUCGUGUAAUAUAUACUGUAUUUAUAUCAAGUAAGUUUUUUAUUGGCAAAUUUUGACUGCACCAUAAUGGUAUCGCCAUUUAAUUGAGGAAAAUUUAUUGGAUCAAGCAAAUGAACAAAAGCCACGGGAACCUGGCCCAUGAUAAUAUAUAUGUAGAAACAGGAUGGAUGUAAUACCAUGGUAACAGGACAAAUUUCAACCUAACAAAUCUGGUAGACGCGAGUGAAGCGGGAAGUGAAGUAAACUGUUAACUGAUCGUAAUUAUUAAUGAAAUCGCGGCUAUUCUCCGCGGGUAUUCUGCAGUUGAUUCCUCCAAAUGUAAUAUUUUUAUGUUGAAUAAAGUUAUACGAUAUACAA
Molecule: messenger RNA, 1684 nt
Organism: Lineus longissimus
Lineage: Eukaryota; Metazoa; Nemertea; Pilidiophora; Heteronemertea; Lineidae
Exons: 3
Coding region: 156-479 (107 amino acids)
Source: RefSeq, a predicted model, not a curated record